UUGAGUCGAGGAGGAAAAAAGAAAGAAAAGGGUUUCUUUCUUGGUCCAAUCCUUUUCACACUGUGGAGGAUGUCUUCAUUUUUCAAUUCUUUCUUUCAUUCACCCCUUCUUCUUUAACCAUUUCAUCAUCUGCAUACCACUUCACUUCGCUUUCUACAAAUAAACCAUAGCAACAAUACAAUCUAAGUAAAAAGAAAAAAAAGUAUCCACUCCUCUGUACUUUCUUCCUGUUGAUUUGAUGGAUCCACGGAUCUAAUGAUUUCACACUAUUCUCUUCACUUCUCUCUUCUUUCCCGAUCAUUAUAUUCUUCAUCCGGGCCAUCAUCCAUUAUCUUCCAGUCAAUAGUCAAUAGUCAAUACUCAAAUUGUCGUUUUGUAGUGGAUCAUCAUCAUUGCGGUGACUGGUGAGGACUGCAGCAGGACUCUAUCUAUACAGUGAAUGAAAAUUCUGGGGGGUGAACUCGUUUUUGGGGUAGUUGAUAGAUGUGGAAAUCUUUGACGGUUGUUUGGUGAGAUGAGGGAUGUUAUCGGAGUUGAUGAACACUUUUAGGUCCUGCUUUUGGCCGGGUUCGGGUGGAUAUGCAGGCACAGGUUCAGAUGCUGUAGGUAGACAGGAUGGACUAUUAUGGUACAAAGACUUGGGGCAGCACCUGAAUGGUGAAUUUUCGAUGGCUGUAGUUCAAGCCAAUAACUUGCUUGAGGAUCAGAGCCAGAUUGAAUCAGGGAGUUUGAGCUCCAAUGAGUCUGGCCCUUUUGGUACCUUUGUUGGUAUCUAUGAUGGGCAUGGAGGGCCUGAGACAUCGCGGUUUAUCAAUGAUCACUUAUUUCACCAUCUCAAGAGAUUUACUUCAGAGCAACAAUCAAUGUCGAUGGAUGUAAUUCGCAAGGCAUUCCAAGCAACAGAAGAGGGGUUUACGUCAUUGGUUGCUAGACAGUGGCUAAUGAAACCACAAAUUGCUGCUGUUGGAUCAUGCUGUCUUGUUUGUGUUAUUUGUAAUGGAACCCUUUUUGUAGCGAAUCUUGGUGAUUCCAGGGCUGUUCUGGGAAGAGUAGUCAAGGCAACUGGCGAGGUUUUAGCCAUGCAAUUAUCAACAGAGCACAAUGCAUCAAUAGAGUCUAUAAGACAGGAGCUGCAUUCUUUGCACCCUGAUGAUUCAAAUAUUGUUGUUUUAAAGCAUAAUGUAUGGCGUGUGAAGGGCCUUAUUCAAGUUUCAAGAUCUAUUGGUGAUGUAUAUUUGAAAAAGGCCGAGUUCAAUAGGGAACCACUAUAUGUUAAGUUUCGACUUCGUGAGCCAAUGAAGAGGCCAAUACUGAGCUCAGAGCCAUCGAUAUCGGUGCAUCAGUUGCAGCCACAUGAUCAAUUUAUUAUAUUCGCUUCUGAUGGGCUCUGGGAGCACCUUAGCAAUCAAGAAGCAGUUGAUAUAGUUCAAAAUAGUCCCCGAAGUGGAAGUGCAAGGAGGCUGGUGAAAACUGCACUUCAAGAAGCAGCAAAGAAGAGAGAAAUGAGAUAUUCAGAUUUAAAGAAAAUUGACCGUGGAGUUCGUCGACAUUUCCAUGAUGAUAUUACUGUGAUUGUUGUGUAUCUUGACUCAAAUCUCAUAAGUAGGUCAAGCACUAUUAAAUUCCCUAGUAUUUCUGUUAGAGGGGGCGGUAUUAACCUGCGUACUAACACGCUGGCACCUUGUACGACACCAACAGAUAUUGGUGGUACCUGAUCUAAGUUGUAUCUCAUCUUUCUUUUUUUUCUUUGUUGUAUUAUUUGCUUGUGUGAAUACCAGUUAUCUUCAAAUAGCAAUGAGAGGAGCAGCCCUUCAAUUCUUUGAAUGUGAACUGUAACUU
This is a messenger RNA of Gastrolobium bilobum, 1839 nucleotides long. RefSeq names its product probable protein phosphatase 2C 60. Lineage: Eukaryota; Viridiplantae; Streptophyta; Magnoliopsida; Fabales; Fabaceae. The record is from RefSeq and is a predicted model, not a curated record. The transcript has 5 exons. Gene Ontology annotation, molecular function: protein serine/threonine phosphatase activity; cation binding. The coding region runs from base 522 to 1715 and encodes 397 amino acids. Gene Ontology annotation, biological process: protein dephosphorylation.